ACGGCCACACGAUGGGAGCUGAGCGCCGAGGGCGAGGAGGUGCUGCGGGACGGCAGCCCCGAGGUGCGGCUGUUCCGGAGCAUCCCCGAGGAGGGGCUGCCGCAGGGCGAGGCCGUGAAGCUGCCCGGGGGCUCCUUGGGCUUCAGCAAGGCCAUGGCCAACAAGUGGGUGCGGCUGGAUAAGGGAGCGGCCGGAGGCCCACGCGUGCUCCGCGCCGUGCCCUCGGUGCAGGACACGGUGCAGGAGCACCUGGGCCAGGUGAGGGCCGGGGGCGCCCUGCCCGAGCGGGAGCGCGCCGAGCUCAAGAGGAGGAAGCUGCUCCUGGAAGUGUACAGGUAUGAGUGGAAGGUGGAGGAGGCGCGGAAGAACCUGCUGAGGACCCACACCACGUCAGCCAGCGCCCGCGCCCUGUUCCAGCUGGCACGGCAGGAGAAGUUCGCCCCCGUGAAAUAUUUCUCCAUCGACCGCGUGUUCCGCAACGAGAGCCUGGACGCGACGCACUUGGCCGAGUUCCACCAGGUCGAGGGGCUGGUGGCCGACCGGGGGCUCACCCUGGGCCACCUCAUGGGCAUCCUCCGGCAGUUCUUCACCAAGCUGGGCAUCUCCCAGCUGCGUUUCAAACCUGCCUACAACCCCUACACGGAGCCCAGCAUGGAGGUGUUCAGCUACCACGAGGGGCUGAAGAAGUGGGUGGAGGUGGGAAACUCGGGGGUCUUCCGCCCCGAGCUGCUGCUGCCCAUGGGGCUCCCCGAGAACGUCUCCGUCAUCGCCUGGGGGCUGUCGCUGGAGCGACCCACCAUGAUCAAAUACGGCAUCAACAACAUCCGGGAGCUGGUGGGGCACCGUGUCAACCUGCAGAUGGUCUACGACAGCCCCAUGUGCCGCCUGGACGUCUGACCCCGGGGGUCCCCUCCUUCUAGGGAGGGGUCCCGUCCCCGGGGCUCCCCUCCUUUUGGGGAGGGGUCCUGUCCCCGGGGGUCCCCACCCCCAAUAAAGCCCGGUGUGUGCUGGGGAAGGGAA
Lonchura striata (white-rumped munia) is the source of this 1020-nucleotide messenger RNA. NCBI's taxonomy places the organism in Eukaryota, Metazoa, Chordata, Aves, Passeriformes, Estrildidae. The record is from RefSeq and is a predicted model, not a curated record.